Messenger RNA from Pimephales promelas (fathead minnow), 2303 nucleotides. Lineage: Eukaryota; Metazoa; Chordata; Actinopteri; Cypriniformes; Leuciscidae. The record is from RefSeq and is a predicted model, not a curated record.
UAAUCUUUGCUGUAAUGUACUCCAUAUUUGUCACUUCUGAAACAGGUCCCAAUUCCUUCUCAUGUACAAAAAUAGGAUGCUCAGUACCAAGUUCAUUUUGACAACUUUCAAAAAGUUGAUUACGGUUUGCAAGCGACUUGCAGACAUUUUUGAAGUUCAAUUUCGAUGACCACUGCUUGAAAAAAGAGUGUUUUGACUCAAACCUCAUACACAUAUGCCUUAUUAAAGGGCCUAGAGAAAGAAUUUGAGCAGGGAGAUGUAGCAUGUAAUGUUGCUUAGGAAUUACAUUAUUCUCAGGAAAAAGUUGCUUAAACUUUAUCAAAUGGAGUUCAAUCAUUGUUUUCAGUCGUAAUACACUUUGGACAGAUAAAAUAGGAGCAAAAAUGAUUUGAACUAUCUCAAUUAAGUCCAAAACAAACUGAACAUAUUCAUUCUUUUCAAUACCGUUUAACAGAAACGGCAUGAUCUUCAACAAUACCAGCAUUUGACCAGACGUCUGUUUGAGUUUGUGAUCAUUAGAUGCCAAAGUAUUGACACUGAUUGGACAUGGUUUGUCCCGUAUGUCUAUUGAUGAAUAAGGAAAGCUCUGCAUGGCUGAAUUGAACAUGUCCAACUCCAUCUGUCCAGAAAGAACAAGUGUUAAGGAAACAUCAGCUGACGUUUGAAAAAUCCGGGAGAACAAAGGUAAAGGAAAUACAAGAAAGGUACAAUAAUGGAUGAACUGGACGAUGUUUCAGUAUCGACUCUGAAGGCUGCCAACAUUGAUGAGGCCUUGCUCCACACCCUCAGUCGUGAUGAUUUGAGAGACCUUUUUCCUGGGCCAGAACACUUUCUCAGGAGGAAACGAGUGUGGGCUCUUAUUAGCCCAGAGGAUGAGAAUCCCACCUUACCAGACCAAGCUGGCCAUAGUGAAACAAGAACUGUAUCUGCACUUAGAGGAACGCCUCCAAUCACCCCUCAGGAAUCCACUCCAUUGUGGAAGAACAGCCCAAAGAAGACCCUACAGCUUCCCAGUCCUCCAGAAUAUGUGGUUUAUACAGACAGUGAGUUGGAGCAAGCUCGUAAGCAUUUCUUUGAAAUGGCACGCACUGGCAGAGAGCAGGAAUGUGUCAUGUCCAAAGAGCUGAGAUGCAGGCUGGUGAGGAACACCGUCACCAGCAUGAUUUCCAUUUUGAGAGCAAGCCAGCAAGGAGAGGAGGUCCGCUACCCUCCCAAGCAUGAAGUCACAGCAAUGGCCAGAAGAAUAGUGGAGUAUUAUCCCAUGCUACAAGACAAAGACAAAACUAUGAAACAUCUGAGUAUUUACAAUAAUCUUCACAAGAGGCUGCAAAACGUAAAGUCUCCACAAAAGAGACAGGGACCAACACCAGAGAGGGGCCAACCAAAGAAAAGGUGUCGCAUUGACUUCUCAUCAAGUGACAAUGGAGAUGAUGAUGCGGACUCAAGUGGUGGAUCCACUGUUAUUUUGCAUGAAACACCGGGGAGUAGUUCUGAUGAUGGCCACCACAGUGCGUCAGACAGGGAUAGCCUGACAGCACAGGCCAGGCAUUAUAAAACUCUGCAGGAGAUGUAUAAAAAACCAAAACCCAACCAAGAUGCUGUCUCCCAAAUCCUUGACCUUGAGUUUCAAGCAAGACGAGCCUUCAUUGACAGUGAUGCCCUAAAAGAAGAAGAUAGGCCCACAAAGAUUCUGGAUGCUUAUCCAUGUUUCAAGGAUCUUCGUAAUGUGAUGGGUGAGCUGUGUCGGAUCUUGGAUAAGGGCAACAGCAAAUUCAUAGAUGGGUUAAAGAAAAGAUGGCAAGACUUCUGCGCCAAGGUGCAGUUUUAUGCUGUUUGGAAGAAAGUGAUGAAGCCACCCAUGACCCUGGAUGGAGUGGAAUAUGCCAUGGCACUAUUCAGGGCACUCCCCACACUCUUUCCUUCUCCAACUGCACCACCUAAGAAGAUGGGACAUGCCAGUGAGGCAUUGCUUCAUGUCCUUCAGCCAGAAGAAGACCCCACCAUCUACCUUCAGAAGAGAUCUCUCUCCAGCCCUGUUAUAAUCUUUGAUGGUUCCAACUGUCUUCUCGCUAUUGGAGAACCACUCCCAUCACCACAUUUGCAAAGGAAGACCUCAGUGAAGGUCUCCUUUAUCUGAUGGCUUACUACUACAACCCUUCAUCUUACCUAUCCCAAAUGCGUGGCGACUCUCCUUCUGUCAUUCAGAACGAAAUAUUGCAGGACACACUCCAUGAGCUAGACGCCACAGCAUCAUACAAAAAAAGCCAUGGCAGAGUGGAAGGAUUUUAUUGGGAAUUAGAAGU